Messenger RNA from Trichoplax adhaerens, 4317 nucleotides. RefSeq lists its product as uncharacterized. The record is from RefSeq and is a predicted model, not a curated record. NCBI's taxonomy places the organism in Eukaryota, Metazoa, Placozoa, Uniplacotomia, Trichoplacea, Trichoplacidae. Gene Ontology annotation, biological process: positive regulation of nuclear-transcribed mRNA poly(A) tail shortening; miRNA-mediated post-transcriptional gene silencing. Bases 1 to 4317 code for a protein of 1438 amino acids. Gene Ontology annotation, cellular component: nucleoplasm; P-body. The transcript has 22 exons. Gene Ontology annotation, molecular function: RNA binding; protein binding.
AUGCCCAAAGAAGGCGCAGUUGGACUGCCUCACAAUCCAACAGUCAUCAAGAUUUCUCCUAAUAGUAAUGAUUCUCAUGCUGAAAGAAAUAUCGCAGAAAUACAGGCAUGCUUACAAAUGAUACGGAUUGAACGAAUGAGGAAGCAAAAUUGUAAUGCUGCUAAUAAUAAUACCAAUAGCGAAAAUGGUGGUACUUCUUCUACUCAAAACUUGGGCUUGCCUGAUGAAUACGCUAAAUUUUUUUCAAGAGACUGCGAUGGGACCGGUUCGCCAAUUUGUCAGGAUCCCAAGGGAAUCUUGGAACUGUUAGGAGCCACAAGCAGCAAAAGCUUUUCACACUAUGAAGAUAUCAAGGAUAUAGACAAAAUUGAGAUCCUCAAAAAAGGGCAUAAUAGCACUAAAUCUCUGCGGGAUAGGGAGUAUCAAAGAAAGACCACAAAAAAGGAAAGAAUGGAUGCAAUUACUGAUGCUAAACAACAGGCAGAACGACAACUUAAUAUUAGAAGUGAUACAGUGAAAAAACAAGUCACCAAGAAAGCUAAACCUGUUGUCCCUAUUGCAAAACCUAAACCGAAAACUAAGAAACAACUUAAAGCUGAACAAAAAAGGCGUGAAAAGGAAAUGGCUGAAAUAGCCAAUAAAUUAGAGGAAAAACAAAAAAUCGAUGAAGAAAAGGCUAAAGUAAAAAAGCAGCGAGAAGAAGAAAAGCAAAAAUUAUUAAUGGAACAAGAAAAGUUGCAAAAGAAAAAAUCUACGACAGCAAAACGAUCAGAAAUAGAAGAAAAGUCAAACAUUGAAAAUAAAGCAGCAGCAGUAUUAACUUUGGAACAAAAUAGUAAAAGAAAUACUAAAUCAAAUGAUUACACUAAACCAAAUAACGAAAGUAAUACUGAUAAGGAACCAUGCAAAGAAGAGGUUGAUCAGUUACUAGCUAACGGAAAUGAUAUAAAUGAAGAUGAAAAUAAACCUUCGACAUCACAUUUAUAUAAAGAUCCGCGAAAUAAAAAAAUCCCCUCUCAACGAUAUCAAGCAAAUAAUUCCACCCAAACAACUACGACGAAAAAGAAGACAAAUUACAGAAAUAAUUAUGAUAACACAGCUUAUAGAAAUAAUGAAGGCCGUAACGAAAGGUACUACUACAACGAUGAAACAGCUAAUACGAAUUGGAAUGAUGAAAGACAAGAUAAAACUAAAAAUUAUAAUACUAGCAAUCUAAGAGAUAAAGGGCAUAACACGGUUAUGACCUCAAAGAAUAAUAAUGACCUUAGAGGAAGAAGGGUGACACAGGGCUUUAACAAUUACUGUGGUAGCGAAGACAUAAGCGUUAAUAAAGUAAAAGGUGACAGGAAGAGCAAUCCUCAGUUAACACAUUCGAUAAGAAGUGGGGAUAAUUACCCUUCACCUACUGAAAAUUAUAACGAUCGGGUUGGAAGUAGUGAUAAAAAUACGAAAACUAUCUAUAGUAACCAUCCUGUGAAUCCGUAUGUGAAAGGGCAUCCAGAAAGAACCACAAAAGUUGAAUGUGAUAACAAUGAAACUGAUGUUGACGGAUGGAUGGUGGCUUCCUCAAAGAAAAAAGGCUAUAAAACUUCUCAGCCAAGUCAAUUAGCUAAUGUUGAUAGUCAACAGUUGAAAACAUUAAUUGAUAUGGGAUUCAAGAGGGAGAAUGCUAAUGAGGCUUUAAAAUUAAAUCAUAUGGAUGUAGAAGCAUCAGUAGCCUAUCUGCUAUCAAGAAACUAUAAGGAUGAUAAGGAAACAGCCAGUAGCACACGUGAAGAUCUUUCCUCAUCUCCCACAGCCUUUGCUACGGAGAUGCAGACAGAAGUAAAUAAUAAAGGACAUGAGCCUGUCAACGUAAUAUCAACAGAUGACGAAUCGGGAAUGAUUACUGAGCACCAAGAAAGCAGUGAUGCAGCAGAAAAUAGUAAAUACGUUGGUGUUGAUCCUUUAGAAGAAUUAAGUAGAUCUUCUGUUGAUAGUUCAGCAAACGACUAUGCAAAUAUAUCGAACACGUCAUCGCCUCAAAUUGCGACGAUCGUAUCUAAACAACCUUUGAGACAGGUGCCAGUACAACAACCACAAGGACUUGUUCCUCCAGAAAUAUUAGCUUUAUCACAAGGAGUACUGCAAUUACAAAAUAUGCGACAGAUUAUAUUACAACAGAUCACCCAGCAGCAAUCUGGAAAGGCAACAUUAACUCAACAAUCACAAUUACAUAAUUUAGUUAUUGAAAUACAAAGACGGCAAUAUACAAUUAUGCAAUGGCAAAUAUCAAAUCAAAUACCAUCGCCAAUAAUUCCACAAGAAAAUCAGACAGGAAGUUUAUUGCCUAAUACAACUAUGGAUAUGCAUUUACAUGAACCAGUAACGCGAGAUGUAUCAUUAAAUAACUACGCACCUAAUACUAAUUCUACCACUAGAAGAGAUAUUAGUAUUAAUAGUUCUGACAACGAACAAUCGCAGCAAUUCUAUUCAAAUUCAAAAACCGAAUCUCGAAAUUUUAGCCAUGGUGUUGACGAUUAUCAAAACGUUCAAAAACUAAAAGAUAAUACUUCAUCAACCUAUCUCUCAAGUCAUGAUCCAAAUUCUCAGGAUACCAACGUAUUUAACUUACCGAAUAUAAAUAAUUUAUCAGGCUCAAGACCAAACCAUAGCAACACAAUGAAUAGACGAGAAGAAAAAAACGCGUUAUAUUCACCAUUAAAUAGUAAUGCAAAUAAUAAUAGUAAUAAUAAUAAUAAUAAUAAUUAUAAUAAUACAAUACGUAGUCCAGCUAUGGAAACUCAAAUAGGAGGCUCUUCUCAUCCAGAGAAAUUGCCAACAAAAUCGACUCGAACGUUGGAUGUAAAUGAUAUUCCAGAUAAUAAUAUUAUGGACUCGUCAGAGGGAUGGUAUAAAGACUUAUCGAACAAUGUAAACUGGACACAAACGCCACCUUUCGAUGAUGACAAUACCAAUGCAACAACAGCAACGGCCCAAAAAAUGGCAUCCAUAUUGGCUAAAGGCGAAAUCCGCCCAUUUGAACCUGGUACUCCUUGGAAGCCUAUUAAUGAAGUUACGGAAGAAUAUUUUAACGCUGAUAUUCAUACAAUUAAUGAAAGAACUUCAAAUAAUAAUCUGGAAUAUUCUUUGAGUGACCAACGAAUGCCUAUGCAAGGUAUUCAAAAUGAUAUUAAAACUUCAACAAUUGAUAAUUUGCAGCCAGGGUUGCAUUCAUGGAUUGAAAAUACGCGAACUACUGACAGUGACAACAACAACAACAAAAUUGCUUCAUUACCACCUGGUUUAUCAUCUGCCGCAAAUCCGUUAUCUUCCCAUAUGAGUUCAAAUCAAAUUGCUGCAACUACAAAUACUUCUGUAAAAAGCAAGGCCCAAGAAUGGUCGAGUUUUCCAGCUGUGUCUAAUCUAAUGUUUUCUCAUAACUUGAAUAACUUAAGUUCUAAUGAGAAAGAUUUAGAAAAUAUAUGGUCAAAUGCUGAAGAAUCGAUGUUCCCCAAUGAUUCUAAUGUUAAAUUCGGUAUUACUAAUAAUGAUAAUAAAAGUAAAACACAAUCAGGUUGGCCAUCAAGUAUCACGCAAGAGUCUAGUUUUACUAAAGAAUCUGUAGUUAAUAUUGAAAAUAAUAAUCUCUCAAGUUGGCCGUUAGAUGCUUCGCAACCAUCUAAUUUCUCUAGUGAUUUAAAUAUUAAACCUAACAAAAGUAGUAGCAAUAGCAUCAAAAGCCAAUCUGGUUGGCCUUUAGAAAAUGAAAAUCUAUCAUCAGAAUUCAUUUCCAAACCGAAUGUUAUGCCAUCGUUAUCGAUUCUUAUAAAGGGAUUUAGUUCACAGGUUGAUGAGAACUUACUCCAAGCGCUCUGCUUACAACAUGGUAGAAUCACCGAAUUCGUAUUUGACCCUCGAAAGCGGGCAGUAUUCGUUAGCUACAGUAGCGUAGACGAGGCUGUAAGAGCUCAAUCCAGAUUGAACAAUUGUAAGAUUAUGGAUUCAACAUUGGAAGCAUCAUUUCCACUAACUAAGAUUCCAGCAUCAAAUGAACCAAUAACGCCAACAGAAAGUGGGCAUUCAUUACAAUGGAACCACUCAUCAAGUGCGAAUAAUAAUCCUCCUGAAUUAAGUAGCUCUACGAAUUCAACUAUGGCUAUAAAUAGCAAUUAUCGUGUUCUAAAUCCUAACGGUAGCAGUCUUUUUCCCAAUACAAGAAAGGAGGCGUGGUCGCAUACGGAUAGUAAGCCAGUUAGGACAGUUGAUGACACAAAGAUAUUUACUCCAAGCUCAUUCUUGCAAGGCAGCCCAUUUUAUGAUCAGCAACAAUAUUAA